This is a messenger RNA of Pseudogymnoascus verrucosus, 1963 nucleotides long. RefSeq lists its product as uncharacterized. The transcript is spliced from 2 exons. The record is from RefSeq and is a predicted model, not a curated record. The coding region runs from base 125 to 1390 and encodes 421 amino acids. NCBI's taxonomy places the organism in Eukaryota, Fungi, Ascomycota, Leotiomycetes, Thelebolales, Thelebolaceae.
CGACUGUCCAGGAAUUGACUUUCAAAAGAUUCAUAUAUCAUUGCUUCUGACAGCUUCUGACAAUUUUACUCGAACAAUACUUUCCAAGCCAAUGAAGUGUCGCUAACUCCUGUUUAAUCUGGCCAUGACGUCUAUCAGUUGGUUUAAUGGGGCAUGGGGCGAACCUUCCCAACAGACUCUAUAUGAACUUGUGAGCUCGUACUUGAAGCUUAGUGACCUCUCCACUGCAGUUACCGAAACUUUCUAUCUGGCCAACGUUCUUAUUUUGUCAAAUCAUAUUGACAAAGCCCAAGAGCUUAUCAACGCCUUGUACAAGCACAGAAAUGAGAUCGCGCCCGCGACUUCAGCGUCCGCCAACGGCUCAACUCCAGUACUGGAGUAUUUCUGGCAGACGCAUAAAGAUAAGCUCAGUCGUCCCAUAGGCGAAGAGCAAUAUGAGUCUGUACUAAAGUUUAACUCGCUCACAUUGGACGGAUAUCUCGCAAGGGAGCAGUGGGGUCAGUAUCGAGAAUGCUGCCGCGCAGACUGGAUGCCCAAACACUUGUCCAUCGCUGAGCCUGAGGAUCCGCACAUCUGGCGCGAGACUGAUAAUCCUGCCAUAUUGGCGAUGUGCUCCCGGCUUCUGGCUAAAGAGGGGAGUCAAGGGAUGUUCCCUCCGCAUGAGAGAAUGCGGGAGGCCCUUGCUGCCGCAAUGAAGCUCUAUGCGCAACCUCAAGCUCCCAUUGAGGAGGGUGUCGAUUACAUGUCUACCCAAGCAUGGGAGUCGAGGCACUCAUUCCUGUUAUAUCGGCGAUUAGCCAUAGAGCUGGCAAUCCGAGUGGGAGAAUUGGAUACGGCUAGUGAGAUCCUGAGCAUGGCGCUGAGGUUGGAUGGGUUCGGCCGUUCGAGUGGCGCCAGUUUACAGGAUUUCCUGUUCGUGCCUGGGAUUUACGAUGUCCUACCCUUGCUUGCUAAAGGCGGGAAGGAAAGCAACCCGUUUUUUAUUGAGGAGCAAGAUGCAGACACACUAGUGAAGGAUAUCAUCAGUGCGGUGGACUUACGAGUGACGAAGGGGCAGCAGUUGCCACUCACGCCGAGAGAAGCCGGUUGGGAGGAACUAUUGGAUAGGCUUGCCGAGGGCGCCUGGAGAGUCAACACCAGGGAAUAUAAGGGCAUGGGUCUUGAUUAUCCCGAAGAAAUUUUGUUUCCGCCUGCGACAGAGGCGGAGAUCGAGGCCGUGGAGAAAGAUCAUGGGGAGCUCCCAGCCGACUUUAAGGACAUGGUCAGGAUUGCGAAUGGCUACCGUGGAGGUUGGCAUUUCCUUGACGGAGGCAUGACUGGCAUUCAGGACAUUGCCCCAUCCGAUUUCCCUUUGGAACAUGUUGAAGAUCAUUUUAUAGCAGGGGAUUGAAGGAAAUCGAUGGCGACUAUUCUGGGUAUGUCCUUCAGAUUGAACCAGCUUCCGAGUGCGACGGAUUUCUUCAUUUUAUCAUCCCUCCGGUGAUGUGGAAGGCAAAUGGGGAAGAGUCGGUCAAAGACGGGGAAUAUCAGUACGGGCGUUAUGCUAGUUGGAGCGGUCUUACAAGUUGGAACUCAGUUAGGGACUCGAUAGUAGAAAAGGUCGAAUAUAUCGAGCAGAUGAUAAAGGACGGUGAAAGGGCGGACGAUGACUACGAGUCAGAUGGCUGAGAGGAAUAAAUCCCGGUGUUUAGGAGGAUGGGAAUAUCGGAGAUGAGAUCGAAGACUUGCAAAAAAAAAAAAAAAAUCCAGCAGAGGAUUGAUCACCAUAUGACUCGUUAUCCUGCAAGUGAUUAGUUUGAAAGUGCAGGAUCAUAACGAAACUUUCAUGAUUAGCAAGGACUUGGCAAAUAAUACAUAUCAAGGGAUGUUGUACUCAGUAGAACCCCAUAUCAUUGAUGUCAGUUCCGUAUUGGGAUUAGUCCGAUUUGAAGUAGUCUGAUCACGUGUGACGUAUAGAAACUGG